Periophthalmus magnuspinnatus is the source of this 1942-nucleotide messenger RNA. RefSeq names its product LIM domain binding 2a (gene ldb2a). The transcript has 9 exons. The record is from RefSeq and is a predicted model, not a curated record. Gene Ontology annotation, molecular function: LIM domain binding. Gene Ontology annotation, biological process: positive regulation of transcription by RNA polymerase II; nervous system development; negative regulation of transcription by RNA polymerase II. Bases 240 to 1412 code for a protein of 390 amino acids. NCBI's taxonomy places the organism in Eukaryota, Metazoa, Chordata, Actinopteri, Gobiiformes, Gobiidae. Gene Ontology annotation, cellular component: transcription regulator complex; nucleus.
GGGCCAGCCUGGCACAGUGCAGCUGAGCCUCGGCGACUGCUGCUCUCUUCCCUCCGCGGUGGAACUCCUCUCUCUCUCUCUCUCUCUUUCUCUCUCUACACCUUCCUUCCAUUCGCCAGACCUGACCCCGCACGCCGCGCUCUCCGCUCCCAUGCGCUCCUCAGCCACGGCCGUGCCCGCUGCUUCUGGAUGCUGAAACCCCGACUAGCUCCGCGACCAUCUCCACCGCUACUACCACCAUGUCCAACCCGAGCCACGACCCCUUCUACUCGUCCCCGUUCGGACCGUUCUACCGGAGGCACUCGCCCUACAUGGUCCAGCCGGAGUACCGGAUCUAUGAGAUGAACAAGCGGCUGCAAGCGCGCACCGAGGAAAGCGACAACUUGUGGUGGGAUGCCUUUGCGACCGAGUUUUUUGAAGAAGACGCCACUCUCACGCUUUCCUUCUGCCUCGAAGAUGGACCAAAGAGAUACACGAUCGGCCGGACGUUGAUCCCUCGCUACUUCAGCACGGUGUUUGAGGGCGGAGUCAGCGACCUCCACUACAUCCUCAAGCACUCCAAAGAGUCCUUCCACAACUCCUGCAUCACCCUGGACUGCGACCAGUGCACCAUGGUCACCCAGCACGGCAAGCCCAUGUUUACAAAGGUGUGUACAGAGGGCCGUUUGAUACUGGAGUUUGCCUUCGAUGACCUGAUGAGGAUCAAAACGUGGCACUUUACCAUCAGACAGUACAGAGAACUCAUCCCUCGCAGCAUCCUGGCCAUGCACGCACAAGACCCUCAGGUGCUGGAGCAACUGUCCAAAAACAUCACUCGUAUGGGUCUGACCAACUUCACCCUCAACUACCUCAGGUUGUGCGUCAUCCUGGAGCCCAUGCAGGAGCUCAUGUCCCGGCACAAGACCUACAACCUCAGCCCCAGAGACUGUCUGAAAACAUGCCUGUUCCAGAAGUGGCAGAGGAUGGUCGCUCCACCAGCCGGACACCCACAGAACUUCAAAACGGAAAUAUUCCCCACGAAUCACAAAAAAGGUCGCGCCAAAGCUGAGCCCGCCCGACAGACCACCACCAAGAGGAGGAAACGGAAGAACUCUGCCAGCAGCGCCAACAGCAGCCUGGGCACGGCGGCUAGCAAGAAACGCAGUCCGGCUACCAACUUCAGCCUCUCCAGCCAGGUACCUGACGUGAUGGUGGUGGGGGAGCCGACCUUGAUGGGGGGAGAGUUCGGGGACGAGGAUGAGCGUCUGAUCACGCGGUUGGAGAACACGCAGUACGACGCCACCAACGGUCUGGACGACGACGAUGACUUCCACAGCUCGCCCGCCCUUGCCAACAACCCGCCCUGGAGCACCAAGCCCCCUAGUGGUCCGGAGGGGAAGGCCGAGAGCACAGCGCCGCAGCCCACUCAAUAAAACCACAGGGGGAAAAGGAUAACAAUGUCAACAAUUCCAGAAUGGGACUUUUUGGACUCUCUAGGGUGGAUGUUAUGGAUUUUUUGGGAGAUUUUGCUGCAAAAAAGGGAUAUCUACAUUUGUUCACAUGACUUUAAUUGAAUUAAAGUAAGUACGUAAUAAAAAGUGUUAAUUUUGUGAACUAAAAUAUUUCGUGACAGUUUUUUUGUCAAUGUCAUGGUUUUGACGACUAAAACUAAAUUCGUACUAAAAAGUGAUCAUACUGACUAAAAUGAUGACUGAAUGAAUAAAAGGAACUUAUGGAAACUAGCUCCAAGACCCCUUUUCCAUCCCAGAGCCCCAAACCAGACCAUAAAUAAACUCAGUGUUCAAGGAAAUUGUGUUUACAUGCAAUGCAAAAUACAUGCAAUGCACUACAGUCUCGAACAUAUUACCAGAAUACUGUAUUUUAUGAACAUAACAUUUUGUCAACUAAAACUACAAACAAUAAUUUGAGAGAGACUUGAUUAAAACUAAAUAAAAAUUGUCAA